AACACAAGCCCCGCCGACGGCUUUCCUAGCUUGCCUUUCUACUUUGCGACGCUCCUUCGGUUUCCUUGGCCAGCGAAGUUGCCUGUGAAGAAAACAUGAUCAUCUUGUGCCCAGGAGGGUUCUGUGGCAUGACCCCCAAGGCCGGGGCCACUGUAGCUGCGGUCUACAUGAUCCUAGUGACCAACAUGUACCUGAUCUUUGAGGUUGGCCACUUUGAACGAGCAAUGACUGACAUGGCGCAAAUCACGCCCUUUAACAUGACCAAGCUGGGGAAGAUGCUACCAUAUUGCUACUAUACAGCCAUCACGCUGGCCGUCAUGACUUACCCGGUGUGUGUCUUCCUCAUCUACUCAGUCCACAAGCGGCACUACAAGGGGUUGUUUGCCUAUGUCGCAUGGAUCACCUUCUAUGACCUGGCUAACUGCUUCGUCGUGGCCCUGUCUUAUCAGGUCUCCAAAGAAGCCUGGUUUUCCCUCAGCCCCCUUGAGUGGUUUGGGUUGGCCACCAGGAUCCCCAUGGAUUGCUUCUGGCUCUCCUUCGUUGUCACAUAUGCCCUGAUGAUUAUUGAAAGCAAAGGGAAAGGAAGGCUGUCACUCAGGCUGAGGCAGAUCUCUAAGAACGUGUCAGAACCACCCAAGUUUAGGUUCAGCUCCACUGCUAGAAAAGGCGUGUGA
Molecule: messenger RNA, 674 nt
Organism: Dermochelys coriacea (leatherback sea turtle)
Lineage: Eukaryota; Metazoa; Chordata; Testudines; Dermochelyidae
Gene: TMEM217
Product: transmembrane protein 217
Exons: 1
Coding region: 96-674 (192 amino acids)
Source: RefSeq, a predicted model, not a curated record